Molecule: messenger RNA, 998 nt
Organism: Tripterygium wilfordii
Lineage: Eukaryota; Viridiplantae; Streptophyta; Magnoliopsida; Celastrales; Celastraceae
Product: transcription factor bHLH30-like
Exons: 2
Coding region: 169-789 (206 amino acids)
Biological process (GO): regulation of DNA-templated transcription
Molecular function (GO): protein dimerization activity; DNA-binding transcription factor activity
Source: RefSeq, a predicted model, not a curated record
GUUCUCUGUAUAUUCAAAAGUAGUUUUUGAUUGAUUUAAACGGUCUCCGAUUCUCCGUACACCGUAUCUCCUCCCUCUUGCGUCAAACAUUAUCAUCUCCUCGGACUCUUCGCCUUCUCUUCAUUUGUUAUUUUCCCUCUGUGUUUUACACAAAACUGUGUUACUGUGAUGCUUCCUUUUCAAGGGUUUGUUUAUAAGAAAAGUUCGGUAAACAUGAUCGAUGGUGGAGAAUCGAUCCAGAGCUCGGGGUCAAAGCCACUUGAUAGGAGAUCAACGGACUCACACAGGGAAGCCGAGAGGAGACGCCGGCAGCGUAUCAACAACCACCUCAAUACCCUCCGUUUUCUCCUUCCUAACACCACAAAGACAGACAAGGCGUCGUUGCUAGCGGAGGUGGUGAAUCACGUGAGGGAGCUGGGGAGGAAAGCUGCUGACGUGGCGACUCGGCACGGGUUGGUUCCCAGCGAAUCGGAUGAGCUGACUCUGAGUUAUUGCGGCUGCGAAAAUAAGGUGAUUAAGGUCAUUCUGUGCUGCGAGGAUAGACCGGGUCUGAACAGGGAGUUGAUUCAGGUGAUUCGGUCUGUUCGUGCCAAGCCGGUGAAGACGGAGAUGACGACGGUUGGAGGACGGACUAAGAUUGUUGUGAUGAUGCAGUGGGCCGGUGGCGGCGGGGAGGAGGAAAUUGAGGCUUUGAAGCGGGCCCUGAAGGCCGUUAUCGAUAAUGGGGCCUCGAGUGGGCUUAGUGGAAGUAAACGGGCUCGAUUUUAUGGGUCGAUUUAUGAGGGUUAGGACUAGUAUUGAGACAAUAGUCCGGGCCGGGCCGGGUAAACUGUAAUGAGGCCGUAGUUAAAAUGGUGACAAAUAUAUGUAUAGCCCAAAGUAGAUGGAUAGGUUUUUGCGUGUAGCCGUGUAGGUUUGUUUAUACGCGAUUUGUAACAAACGCAAAAUCAAAAGAAAAACCAGAAAAACAAGCUAGAGAUAUUUUGGUUCAUGGUCAC